This is a messenger RNA of Racocetra persica, 135 nucleotides long. NCBI's taxonomy places the organism in Eukaryota, Fungi, Glomeromycota, Glomeromycetes, Diversisporales, Gigasporaceae. The record is from the annotation of a GenBank genome assembly.
AAAUUCAAAAAUAAUGAAAAAGAGAACCUUUUGUCUAAGCCAAAAAAAAAGCCUAGAACUAUUGAAAAAAAUGAGGAAAGUCUCACGAUAUAUAUUAACGAUGAAAAAAGCCCCACAACAUAUAUUAAUAAUGAG